Molecule: messenger RNA, 2052 nt
Organism: Magnusiomyces paraingens
Lineage: Eukaryota; Fungi; Ascomycota; Dipodascomycetes; Dipodascales; Dipodascaceae
Exons: 1
Coding region: 1-2052 (683 amino acids)
Biological process (GO): resolution of meiotic recombination intermediates; replication fork processing
Cellular component (GO): Fanconi anaemia nuclear complex; FANCM-MHF complex
Molecular function (GO): chromatin binding; protein heterodimerization activity
Source: RefSeq, a predicted model, not a curated record
AUGUCAUUAAAUUUAGAAUCAAAAUUUAAUUCCUCUAAAACCAGUGCUUCUAGUGAGAACUCAAAUGUGUCAUCUUCUAGAUUGAAAGAUAAUAGAGCUACCCCUUCAAAACGUAUCACAAAUCCAUAUCAAAUGAAUACAACCCCGAAGUCAAAUUAUCCUAUAGUGACCACUCCUUUUAUUAGAAAAUUUCGAAGUGCUUCUUUAGGACGACGCAGCACGAUUUUUGAAACUCUGAACUCAAUUGAUGCCCAAAACAAUAGUGUUCAUUCUGACCUUGACAAUGGGCUGAUAGGAAUUUUACGUCAGUUAAGUAGACAGCUUGUUAUUGAAUUUAAAGAAGAAAACCAAGACAAAGUAUUUUCAAGUGUCGAUAAACAAAAAAAUGAACGCCGAAAAACUAUUGAACAUUCCAAAAUACUUCCAAAGAAACUACCAAAUAGUUUGGAUGAUCAAACAUUAGAACAGCAGUAUUUACAGAAGCUUGCUAUAAGUGGAAAAGAAAUCAAUACAGAUGAAGUUGAAUUUUUUAUAGAUAAUAAAAGACAGAGCAAGGAGGAACCAUCACGACAGGAUUCGGCAAAACGUCAAAAAAGCUUAGAAACCAUAAAUACUUCUAAAAGGAGAUCUACUACUAACAUAAAAAAUACCACCCAUGAGCUUGAAGUUAAAAAUUCUGAUUAUAACCAUAAAAUAACUAGUAACAAUAUUGAUGAACCUAGACUAUCACAACCUAAAUCUAAUUUUGUUAUUAAAAUUAAUACAACACCCACUCAUGAAGCACAUCGAUUGCGUUCAUCUUUUGGAAGAAGUGAUAGAGAAGUUGAAAUUGCUCGUAAAGCACAAGAUCGAUUGAGUCUUACGGAUAGACGUCUUAGUGAAAUUUUUCCUGAAUUCAACACAACUCAAAUAGAAGAAGAUGAUGAAAGUUUUGAAAGAAAUGAAGAUAUGUUUAAAGAUAAGAUGACAAAUUUGUCUGAAUAUACUUCAAAGCCGUUAAAAUCUCGAAAGCUCAGUCUUAAUGAGCCAUUUAAAAUUCAAAUUAAUAAUGUGGACAUUCCGAUGGAUAAUUCCCAGUCGUCCAUAGAGCUUGAAGGAGAAGGAUCUGAAGUUAUUUUGGACCGAGAUGACAAAAAGAGAUCAUUAAAUGAAUCUUUUGUGAUAAAUAUUGAUUUAUUAGAACCAACCUCUGCCCCAAUUGAAUUAAACGAGGAUACUAAUGCUAACAAAAACCAGAAUUCUCCCAUCAUAAAUGAAAAUAUUUCAACUAGUUUUGAAUCUAGUAUAUCUUCCCUAAACCCUAACUCAGGUGAAAAAAAAUAUUCUAGCGACGAGGAUAUUAUAGAUGGAUCAAAAGUUCAACUUAGAAAGCGUGAUAUAAACGACAUGGAAGUUAAUGAUGAUGAUGACGACAACUCGAUUGGAGGCUUUGAUUUUUAUGAAGCAUCUAAUGACUUUACUGAUCAAAACGACGAGAGUAUAGUGAAAGACCAUUCAUUAUCAAAAUCCAAAGAUCCUUUUCCAGAUUAUACUUUAGAGGACGAAGAAAUUUAUAGACGCCAAGUUGAUUUUGAUCAAGAAAAACCUAGGAAUGAGCAAGCGCUGUCACCAGUUACAUCUGGAUCUUUUGUUUUUCAAAAACCAUGGAUUAAAAAUAAGCUGGAAAAGAGGACAGCUCCGACCGUGUCGAAAGUAACAAUUAAAGAUUUUGCCGGUUCUUUUGUGUUAUCGCGCCGAAAGCUUUCCCCAGAUGCCAUGGAUGCCUUGGUAGAUGCACAGGAUUUGUUUUUUAAACAAAUGGGCUUAGAUCUAGCAGCAUAUUCUAAACAUGCAGGUCGUAAAAGAAUUGAUGUUGAUGACGUACUUGCUUUAAUGAAACGGCAAAGAGUGCUAUCUGCAACUUCCAGAAAUAAUUCAGCUUUAACUGCAACUAACGGCCUUAAUGAAACUGUUCCAGUGGAUCUUAUUGCGCAACAAUUUUUUCCACAAGAACUUGUCGACGACUUGGUAGACGCAGUAACAAUAAAACACACAAAAAAGGCAAGUGUUUAA